Purpureocillium lilacinum is the source of this 978-nucleotide messenger RNA. RefSeq lists its product as uncharacterized. NCBI's taxonomy places the organism in Eukaryota, Fungi, Ascomycota, Sordariomycetes, Hypocreales, Ophiocordycipitaceae. The record is from RefSeq and is a predicted model, not a curated record.
AUGCAGGGAAGACGCACCGCUAAACAAUGCCGCGAGCGCUGGUCCCAAAACCUCGACCCCAAGCUCAAUCACGCUCCAAUCACACCGAAAGAGGGCGAGUUAAUCCGAGAAUGGGUGGAGAAAGAAGGGACGAAAUGGGCCGAGUUUUCUCGCCGACUCCCUGGCCGUAGCGACAAUGCCAUCAAGAACUGGUAUAACGGGAGCCACAACCGCGAGAAGAAACGUCUGGCAGGACGCACUGCUUCCGCUGCAGCGGAAGUGGAACUGGCACCACCAUCGGCCAUGCAACGACUACAGCCCCCGCAACUUCCCCACGGCCCGUCCAAUACUUACAUCCUACCGCCACCUCGGGGCCUUUACCCAGACAACAGUAUUCCAAGGAGCGCGUUUGCUCCGUCGCCACGGCCAGCAGCUUCCACGGCCAUGAUGGAGCGCCCGUCCAUGACUUUUACUCAACGACAGCCUUCUCUCGUGGCCGACGGCUACGCCAGCCCUCGGUCCGCCUUUCCCAGUGGACGCCCAUCCAUGCUUUCGCCCCACGAGGCAGAGCUCGAGGCUGAUGCCGGAGCCGCAAACUAUGUCAUGUCGCAGCGUUAUAACACACAAGAGCAUUCUCGGCUGCGCGUCGCCCUCCCGCCGCUCCAGGACUGGCCCCCGGAGGAUCAGGACGGGGUCCGCAACGUCCCGCGCACCCCUCUUCCUGGCGUCCACUGCUUGACGUUCACAUCAUCCCGCUCGGGCGCGGCCAUGCCCUCCCGUCGCCUGUCUCCGCCAAGUCGCCCUGAUGAGGCGCAGCUGCCAACGGCCCCUGGCUCGCCUGCUUACGGUCAGGAGCACGGUGCACAAUCUUAUGCUCGGAUUCCCCGUGAGGGUCCCGUGCCGCAAGCGCCACAGCGACCGGAGCAGCAACAGCAACGGGUCGACGAGUCGAAGAGCGUCAAGGACCCGCGGAUGCACCUGUCCAAGGUCCUCAGUUAG